Molecule: messenger RNA, 2030 nt
Organism: Phoenix dactylifera (date palm)
Lineage: Eukaryota; Viridiplantae; Streptophyta; Magnoliopsida; Arecales; Arecaceae
Biological process (GO): RNA processing
Molecular function (GO): nucleotidyltransferase activity; RNA binding
Source: RefSeq, a predicted model, not a curated record
GCAUCAUAACCUCCUUUGGUUUUCUUCGCGCAUGGGACCUGCUUCGCCGCUCUGGCUCUUUCGACGAUGACACUCCCCCGCGCCCAUGGCCAUCUCUUGGAGAAGCCGUCUCAUCCCCUCUCUGUCCUCCUUCUCUCUACUGCGAACCCUAGUCUUCGAACUCCAGAGGUGGAAGCACACCUUCGCGGGGGAAAGCCUGAGAGAUUCUAUUCGAGACGCUGAUUUGGAUUCUCCGCUAAAAUUAGGUUUCUUUGAUCCCUCAACUUGGAGGACCGUGGAUUCAAGGACUGGUGGUAUUAGAAAGUCAGCAAUAUCCUCUUCUACAUGGCUGGUUCUGAAAAUACUUCGAAGUAGAGGAUUUGAAUCCUAUCUUGUUGGUGGGUGUGUGAGGGACUUACUCUUGAAGAGAACGCCAAAAGAUUUUGAUGUGAUUACCACUGCUAGUCUUGAACAGAUUACAAAGCAAUUUCAUAAAUGUAGAAUUAUAGGGCGUCGUUUCCCAAUAUGCCAGGUUCAUAUCCUAGGCUCCAUUAUCGAGGUUUCCAGCUUUGACACCAGACAGAAAAAUGUCAAAGAAAGAAGAGUACCCAAUAAUUGUGCUGAGAAAGACUUUAUUCGCUGGAAAAAUUGCAUGGAAAGAGAUUUUACAAUUAAUGGUUUAUUCUUUGACCCCAUUGACUGUACCAUCUAUGAUUAUGUUGGUGGAAUUAGGGAUUUAAGGACAUCUAAGGUGCGUACUGUAAUUCCAGCUCAUUUAUCAUUUAAAGAGGACUGUGCAAGAAUUUUGCGUGGCUUGAGAAUUGUUGCUCGUCUUGGUUUGCGAUUUUCAAAGGAGACUGCAGAAGCUAUACAAGAUUAUUCUGCUUCCAUCAUAACACUUGACAAGACAAGGUUGCUGAUGGAAUUGAAUUUUAUGCUGGCAUAUGGGGCAGCUGAGUCCUCAAUUCAUUUACUUCAGAAGUUCAAACUUCUUGAAAUCUUGCUUCCCUUUCAUGCAGCAUAUCUGGCUGAUCAAACCAAGAAGCAAUCUAAUGAAAGCUCUGUUAUGCUGAUGAAAUUAUUCUCCAAUGUUGAUAAAUUACUUGCUGCUGACCGCCCAUCGAAUUACUAUUUAUGGCUAGGAUUGUUGGCAUUUCACCUGGCAUUAGUAGAACAUCCUCAAGAUGCUUUAGUAGUUUGGACACUCUCCUCUAUCUUGUACCAUGGAAUGUGGAGUAAAGCCAUGGAGUUUGCAAGACAAAAUGUUAAAGGUCAUGGUCAGUUUGUUCCCGAAAUUUUAGAACCUUCUGAAUCUAAAUCAGAUGAGCUACUCCUGGAAGAAACCUGUCAUCUAGCAUCAUUGGUUAAAUCUUCUGUAGAUGCUUUAACCAGAAUAGAUGUUCUUCAGCAAUCAUUGACCAGAUACCCAGAGUCUUUGCCAUGUUUGGGACUGGUAUUUGUCUCUGAGAAAAUGGGAAAGAGUGUAGCCGAACUCUUCGAUGUCCUUGGAAAUGAUAUAACAUCCCAUGACAAGAAGAGAGAGACACGUGACAUUAAUUAUGAGCUGCUAAAGAGAGGGGAUCUAGGUGAAACCAGAUUUGUGCUUGGAAAAGUAAUCAUGGAUACAAUGAAUUGUCAGCUUACUCUUUUACAAAGUCAGAAUGUGGCUCCUGCAAAAAAAAGCUAUGUUCCGUUGUCUUCUUUGUUCAGCUGAGGCACUUUAUGGAGUUUACGUUGAUCACCCUACUGAUUGAUUGUCAUGGAGCUUCGUGGCUAGGUCAGGCAGUUGAUUUUGUAUCGAGCAGCCUCUCGUAUUAAGGGCAUAAAAUUUCCUUAUUUUUUAGAAAUCAAUUUUCAUUUGUGUACAUUGUGUGUAUCUCAUUAUCAACAUUGAUGUACAUUGUAUGCCGCAUGGUGUACUGACUUCGAGCCCACUUUAAUCUCAAGUCAGUAAUCAUCAUUUUUUAUUUUCUUUUUUUAACAGUCUCUAGAUCAUAUAAUCUUUUUAUUCGUAGAUAUUUUAGAACUUGUUGAUGACAUACUAUGGUUUA